Messenger RNA from Trichoplax adhaerens, 1026 nucleotides. RefSeq lists its product as uncharacterized. The record is from RefSeq and is a predicted model, not a curated record. Lineage: Eukaryota; Metazoa; Placozoa; Uniplacotomia; Trichoplacea; Trichoplacidae. The transcript has 5 exons. Gene Ontology annotation, molecular function: diacylglycerol O-acyltransferase activity. The coding region runs from base 1 to 1023 and encodes 340 amino acids. Gene Ontology annotation, cellular component: endoplasmic reticulum membrane. Gene Ontology annotation, biological process: triglyceride biosynthetic process.
AUGAAGGUGUUUGGGAUCGAUUUUGCGCCACUCAAUAUUCCAUUUCAACGACGUAUUCAAACUUUUGCUACCUUAGUGGCGGUGGUGUUGUUCCUAUUCGGUCAUUCUGUCGGACUAGCAAUGACCAUUUGCGGUUUACUAUUUCCACCAUUGACUGUCCCUAUACUAUUCUAUCUCGUCUGGAUUUACUUCUUCGACAGUCAAUGCCCUCGUCGUGGUGGUCGACGAAUCGAGUUCUUUCGCAAUUGGUCAUUUUGGAGGUAUUUUUCCGACUACUUUCCUUGUAAGGUAAUCAAAACGUGCCAAUUGGAUCCUAGUCGAAAUUACUUGUUCGCCUAUCAUCCACACGGAUUAAUAAGCCUAGGGUUUCAGGUCACUUUUGUCGCCAAUGGCAAUGACUUUCAAGAGCAAUUCCCCGGUAUCAUCGUACAUCCUCUCACACUUAGCUUGGUUUUUCGCUUUCCGUUUAUUCGCGAUUUUCUCCUAUCUGUGGGCGUCUGCGAUGUAAGUCGUGAUAGUUGUCAAUACAUAUUGGAAAAGAUGGGCCCUGGACAUUCGAUUGGUAUUGUCAUCGGUGGUGCUGCAGAAGCUUUAGAUGCUCAUCCGGGCUAUUCUAGGCUAAAAUUAAAGAAUCGACGAGGGUUUAUUCGCAUUGCUCUUAAAUCGGGUGCCGAUUUAGUGCCUAUGUAUUGCUUUGGAGAGAAUGACUUAUACGAUCAAGCGAGUAACCCGCCAGGAUCAUGGUUAAGAAAUUUUCAGAUACGUUUUAUGAGAGCUACAACGUUUAUACCACCAUUAUUUCAUGGGCGUGGUGUUUUCAAUUAUUCUUUUGGUUUAUUGCCGUAUCGCAAGCCACUGAAUGUCGUUGUUGGAAAGCCAAUUUGCGUAGAAAAGGUUGAAAAUCCAACGGAAGAGCAAGUUGCUGAAUUACAUCAAAUCUAUAUUAGUUCACUUAAAGAACUAUUUACACAAUAUAGAAAGGAAUACAGUACCAAUGAAGUCGAAGAAAUAAGCCUAAUAUGAUCA